Messenger RNA from Sphaerodactylus townsendi, 2504 nucleotides. RefSeq names its product Rh family C glycoprotein (gene RHCG). The record is from RefSeq and is a predicted model, not a curated record. Gene Ontology annotation, molecular function: ammonium channel activity. NCBI's taxonomy places the organism in Eukaryota, Metazoa, Chordata, Lepidosauria, Squamata, Sphaerodactylidae. The transcript has 11 exons. Gene Ontology annotation, biological process: ammonium homeostasis; ammonium transmembrane transport. The coding region runs from base 705 to 2108 and encodes 467 amino acids. Gene Ontology annotation, cellular component: basolateral plasma membrane; apical plasma membrane; plasma membrane.
AAACAAAUCCAGUUCACCAGAUUAGAGUCAUGUGGAGGAGCGGGGAAUCGAACCUUGUUUUCCCAGUUAGAGUCCACCUGCUCUUAACCACUACACCAUGAUCGCUGCAAUUUAGAGACAGAAAAUGAAUCGAGGCAGAUGAAAGAAGUGAGAAGCACAGUUUGAUAUGGGUCUGUCUCUAGUGAUAAGAUGAUCUUUGUCACCUAGAAAUCAGUGGUAAUAGUGGGAGAUCUCCUGCUCUCCCUUAUUGGGGAUAGUAGGGUUUGAACCUGUGUACAAGGCUAUCCCAGAUCUGUGCCCCCUGCCAAUACGGAAACACCUGUAUCUGAUAUGGCAAAGCCAGACACCCAGUCCAAACUGCACUCCAGAUAUUGGAGCACUGCUUUGAAAAGUUUGUUGGGGCCAAGUCCCUGAAGGCACUGAGACGGUGCAUUUGUUUGUUUGUUCCAACAAAAAGCAGCCUCUUUACUGAGUGAAAAGUCUCCACCUGAGGCACACGCCCCACCCUUUUCCUUGUACCUGGGCCUGAGAAACCUAUCCCGAAGCAGCUAUUCUGACUGACAGCUCUGUUGUCACAUCCACACACCUUUAGAUCCACAUAAAAUGCUCCAGCGGCCUUCAGCGUCCCCUGCUCUGGCCCGAGGCUCUCCUGCCGUUCCUCUGGGCUUCUGUUUUCGCUGAAGAGCCAGGAGGGCAGUGAAGCCAUGGCGAGGUUCAACCUGAUGGCGAGGAACACGGACAUGCGCUGGCGCCUGCCGCUGGUGUGUCUCCUUUGGGAGGUGGCCAUGGUCAUCCUCUUUGGGGUCUUCGUGCGCUUUAACCCAGAAGCCGACGCAGCCGGCUGGCCGGAGGAGAAGUACCAGAAGAACAUCACCAGCGACGCUGAGAAUGACUUCUACUUCAGAUACCCAUCUUUCCAAGAUGUCCACGUGAUGAUUUUCGUGGGCUUCGGCUUCCUCAUGACGUUUCUGCAACGCUACGGCUUCGGAGCCGUCGGCUUCAACUUCCUCCUGGCUGCCUUUGGGAUUCAGUGGGCUCUCUUGAUGCAGGGCUGGCUCCACACCUUUGAAAAUGGGAAGAUACUCAUUGGGAUUGAAAGCUUGAUUGGAGCCGAUUUCUGCGUGGGCUCCGUCUGCAUCGCGUUUGGGGCUCUUUUGGGCAAGGUCAGCCCCGUGCAGGUGCUCAUCAUGACUUUGUUUCAAGUCACCCUCUUCUCUGUGAAUGAAUACAUCCUGCUGGAUCUGCUCCACGUUAAAGAUGCCGGUGGAUCAAUGACCAUCCACACUUUUGGCGCUUACUUUGGUCUAACCGUAACCGCCAUCUUGUAUCGACCCAACCUGGAACAGACCAAAGACAAGCAGGGCUCUGUCUACCACUCGGAUCUCUUCUCCAUGAUCGGCACCCUCUUCCUAUGGAUGUACUGGCCCAGCUUCAACUCGGCCAUCUCCGAUCGGGGGGACGCCCAGCACCGAGCCGUCAUCAACACGUACUGCUCUCUGGCGGCCUGCGUCCUCACCACCGUGGCCUUCUCCAGCGUGCUGGAAAAGAAAGGCAGGCUGAAUAUGGUCCACAUCCAGAAUGCUACCCUGGCCGGGGGUGUGGCUGUCGGGACUGCUGCGGAGAUGAUGCUGACCCCAUAUGGAUCCCUCAUCAUUGGUUUUAUGUGUGGCAUCGUCUCUACUGUUGGAUUUGUCUUUCUCACACCUCUCUUAGAGUCCAAGCUGCGUAUCCAAGACACGUGUGGCAUCCACAACUUACAUGGCAUGCCGGGGCUAAUUGGGGGCAUCGUGGGAGCUGUCACAGCUGCUGCCGCUACAGAGGGAGUCUAUGGAUAUGAAGGGCUGAUCCGUGCUUUUGACUUUACUGGUGUUUACGCAUCCAGGACGCCUAGUAUCCAAGGGGGGUAUCAGGCAGCUGGCAUUGCUGUCUCCUUGGGCAUGGCCUUGGUGGGCGGGGCCAUUGUAGGUACCAUUUUGAAAUUGCCAUUCUUUGGCGAUCCGACGGACGAAAACUGCUUUGAUGAUGAUGUCUAUUGGGAGGUGCUUGAAGAUGAGGAGGCUAGCUUGUAUUCCAUGCAGGAUUCCAACAAAUCUGGGACCAGCUCUUAAUCCAUCUUUCUGAUCGUGGCCAAGUUUUAGAGUGGGACAUUGCUGAUGACCACGCCCAACUGGCCUCUCCUGCUGGGCUUCUCUGCCUGUGAUUCGUGGUCUCCUUCUACACCCUCUGGUUUCCUCAUGGAGGAGGGGUUUGUGGUUUGUCUGGAAAAGAAGGCAUCCACAACCCCAUCCUCUACACCCAUACGCCUGGAUAUAAAUAUUAUUUAUGGAGUAACCUAUGGCCUUAUUUUUCUAUUCCUGCAUCAGGAUUCUUUGGCAGGUCAGCCUCGGAGAGAGAGAGAGUAUAUAUUCUUCCUUUAUUUUUCCAUUUAUAUCCCACCCUCCCAUAGGGCUCAGGGCGGCGAACAAUCGAUAACCAUAAAACAGUAUGACAUACAUAAAAUCCAA